AUGGGACACAGUUCGAAGAAGAAGAAGCGCGGCGGAGCAGGAGGGAGUGGGAAGAAGAAGAAGCCCUUGAAAGAUCAUGGCGAGUCCUACGAUAACGAGCUUCUUUCUGAAGAGAUCACUGCUCUGUCUGCCAUUUUUCAAGAUGACUGCAAGAUUGUUUCGGGAUCACAACCUCAAAUCAUCAUCAAGCUUAGGCCUCACUCAAAGGAUAUGGGUUAUGAGGAUCUGGAUGUCUCCGCACUUCUUACAGUUAGGUGCUUACCAGGGUAUCCUAACAAGUGUCCCAAGUUGCAGAUCACUCCAGAGAAAGGAUUAUCCAUAACUGAUGCUGAUAAGCUACUAUCUCUUAUCAAUGAUCAGGCAAGUUCCAAUGCCCGAGAAGGGCGAGUAAUGAUCUUCAAUUUGGUGGAGGCAGCACAGGAAUUCCUAUCUGAGAUUGUUCCAGUGGGUCAAUCACAGGGACCGGUAACAUGUUCAACAGCGGAUAGCAGUGCUCAAUUGUUUCAAAAUGACGCUGCAGUUUCUAGUAGCAAGAAGGGGCCUUUUGUUUAUGGUUUCAUAGACCUCUUCAGUGGCUCUGGAAAGUCUUGGAGUUGGAGUUUUGAAGUUAACGAGACUAAAGGGAUAAAUUCUAGUGUCCAGUUGCCUAGAUUGGAUGGAUCCAAACUCAUGCAUGAGAUUCAGGAAAAUAAACUUGAUAAGGAAGCAGGACCUUUGAAAUCACAAGAGAUAAAGCAAGCCUCAGUAAUUUCCCCUAAUGUAAAGUUAGAAACCCUUGAAGAAGAGAGUGAAGACAGCAAGAAGAGUAAUUAUUCUGUGGAUUCAAGUGGAUUUCUAUUAGAAGAAAUGGACGGAAACAGUGAAGAAACUGAGAAUGAGAAUUCAGUUCCUGAGGAGGAUUCAACCGAAGAUGAUUGGGAAUCCAGAAGUCAGCAGUCGGACUCACUCUCUUUGACUUCCUUGGCUCAUGAUCAAGGAUCCCAAAAUAUUAAAAGGGAUCUGAUAAUGGUUCAUCUGCUCCGUCUUGCCUGCACUAAAGGACCAUUGGCUGAUGCUUUGCCACAGAUAACCACAGAACUGCAAAACAUAGGGGUCUUAUCAGAAUGGGCAGGGGAUUUAGCUACGAAACCAAUUUCACUUCUAAAUCGAAAAUUUAAUCAUGCCUUCGGACAACAUAUGGUUUCAUCCCGUAUCUCUAAAUUCUGGGAGCUCACUUCUGAUUUAGAAGAGCCAAGUACAUCUCUCCCAAGUUCUCGAUAUCUCAAUGACUUUGAGGAGCUACAUUCCCUUGGUCAUGGUGGCUUUGGCCAUGUUGUAUUGUGCAAAAAUAAGCUAGAUGGAAGGCAGUAUGCAGUAAAGAAAAUUCGCCUUAAGGAUAAAAGCCUGCCACUUAAUGACCGGAUAUUGAGGGAAGUCGCUACACUUUCUCGUUUGCAACAUCAACAUGUUGUACGGUACUAUCAGGCCUGGUUUGAAACAGGAGGUGUUGGUGCUCAUGGUGAUACUACUUGGGGUUCAAGAACUGCAGCCAGCUCCACUUUCAGCUUUAAAGGUACAAGCUCAGCAGAUGAUAUUGGGAAUGAGAAUAAACUUGAAUCAACAUAUUUGUACAUUCAAAUGGAGUACUGUCCUAGGACAUUACGCCAGGUUUUUGAGUCCUAUAGUCAUUUUGACAAAGAAUUAGCAUGGCAUUUGUUUCGUCAAAUUGUUGAAGGCCUGGCACACAUACAUGGACAAGGAAUCAUCCAUCGGGACUUAACCCCGAAUAACAUAUUCUUUGAUGCACGUAAUGAUAUUAAAAUCGGGGAUUUCGGUUUGGCCAAGUUUUUAAAGUUCGAGCAGCUGGAUCAAGAUCCAAUCCCUGCAGAUACAACUGGAGUUUCUCUAGAUGGUACUGGUCAAGUUGGUACAUAUUUUUACACAGCACCUGAAAUUGAGCAAGGGUGGCCGAAGAUUGAUGAAAAGGCUGAUAUGUACAGCUUGGGAAUUGUAUUUUUGGAGCUAUGGCACCCAUUUGGGACUGCAAUGGAACGGCACCUUGUCCUAUCUGACUUAAAACAGAAGGGUGUGCUGCCUUCUGCUUGGGUUGCUGAAUAUCCGGAACAAGCUUCCUUGUUGCGACUCUUAAUGUCCCCAAGUCCGUCAGAUCGCCCUUCUGCUACAGAACUUAUAAAGCAUGCAUUUCCACCACGAAUGGAAUCUGAGUUGCUCGACAAUAUUCUACGAACAAUGCAAACCUCAGAGGACAGAACUGUAUAUGAUAAAGUUCUAAAUGCUAUAUUUGAUGAGGAGAUGCUAAGCUUGAAAGACCAGCAACAUCAUGAUGGUAGGUUAAGGUUGGCUGGUGGUGAUACUUCUGCAAUUCAGUAUUCAGAUUUAGAUACCGAGGCUCGUGAUUAUGUUGUUGAGAUCACAAGGGAGGUGUUCAGACAACAUUGUGCCAAGCACCUUGAAGUAAUACCUAUGCGUCUGUUGGAUGAUUGCCAACAUUUUAUGAGGAACACUGUCAAACUUUUGACCCAUGGAGGAGAUAUGCUUGAACUUUUGCAUGAGCUGCGCUUGCCUUUUGUUAGUUGGGUGAUUUCGAAUCAGAAAUCUUCAUUCAAAAGAUAUGAAAUUUCAUGUGUCUACAGAAGGCCAAUUGGACAUGCAUCCCCAAGUCGAUACCUGCAGGGUGAUUUUGACAUUAUUGGAGGUGCAUCAGCGUUGACAGAGGCAGAAGUUAUCAAGGUGACAAGGGACAUUGUAACCCGUUUUUUUCAUUCGGAGUUCUGUGACAUUCAUCUAAAUCACGGGGACUUACUGGAGGCAAUUUGGUCUUGGGUAGGAGUCAAGGCAGACCAUAGACAAAAAGUAGCUGAGCUUCUUUCUAUGAUGGGCUCCUUACGUCCUCAGUCAUCUGAACGAAAAUCCAAAUGGGUGGUAAUAAGGCGUCAGCUUUUGCAGGAACUUAAUUUACAAGAGGCUGUGGUGAAUAGAUUGCAGACUGUUGGUUUAAGGUUCUGUGGAGCUGCAGAUCAGGCACUUCCCAGACUUAGGGGAGCCUUGCCAAAUGAUAAACCAACACGUACGGCACUUGAUGAGUUGUCAGAUCUCUGUAACUACUUGAGAGCUUGGAGGAUUGAAGGACAUGUUUAUAUAGAUCCACUUAUUCCCCCAACUGAGAGUUAUCAUAGAGAUUUGUUUUUCCAGGUAUAUUUGGUGAAGGAUAGUAGUCCUGGAUCACCUACCGAAGGUGCACUCCUUGCUAUUGGGGGUCGCAAUGAUUAUUUGCUUCAUCAUAUGUGGGGUUUUGAACAUAAAUCUAGUCCUCCUGGUUCUGUUGGGACCAGCCUUGCUUUAGAGACCAUAAUUCAGCAUUAUCCGGUGGAUUUUAGACCAAUUAGAAAUGAAACUAGCAGCAGUGUUCUUGUUUGUUCAAAGGGAGGAGGGGGUCUAUUGGCAGAACGCAUGGAACUAGUCAAUGAGCUCUGGGAAGAAAAUAUUAAGGCUGAGUUUCUCCCAACACCCGAUCCAAGUCUUACAGAGCAGUAUGAAUAUGCCAACGAACAUGAUAUUAAAUGUCUUGUCAUCAUAACAGACACUGGUGUUUCUCAGAAAGGUUCUGUUAAGGUAAUACUUGUCCGUCAUCUUGAAUUGAAGAAGGAAAAGGAGGUUGAAAGGGAAUUUCUCGUCAGGUUUCUGCUGGAUGCAGUGGCAAUACAAUUUAAAAAUCCUUCCAUUUGGUAUUAG
This is a messenger RNA of Fragaria vesca subsp. vesca, 3732 nucleotides long. RefSeq names its product probable serine/threonine-protein kinase GCN2-like. The transcript has 29 exons. Gene Ontology annotation, biological process: protein phosphorylation; mitochondrial translation. The record is from RefSeq and is a predicted model, not a curated record. Gene Ontology annotation, molecular function: ATP binding; protein binding; protein kinase activity. The coding region runs from base 1 to 3732 and encodes 1243 amino acids. NCBI's taxonomy places the organism in Eukaryota, Viridiplantae, Streptophyta, Magnoliopsida, Rosales, Rosaceae. Gene Ontology annotation, cellular component: mitochondrion.